Linum tenue is the source of this 738-nucleotide messenger RNA. NCBI's taxonomy places the organism in Eukaryota, Viridiplantae, Streptophyta, Magnoliopsida, Malpighiales, Linaceae. The record is from the annotation of a GenBank genome assembly.
UCACCCGCCGACCUCACCUUCUCCUUCCUUCAUCGUCGAAUCUCCUCACCUGACCGACUAAAAAAUGCAGCGACGGGCAUUCUUCUGAGCCCGCCGCCAUCGAUUUCACCCUUCUUCCUUCUACCACGCGAAGAUUUUCCCCCUCCUCCCUCGCGAUUUCUGCUCCCUCGCGAUUUUUGCUCCCUCGCGAUUUCUCGCGAUUUCUGCUUCUCUCUUUGCAUCGAUAACGACUUCGUGAAAAGGAUGGCGACGGGUCCACAUUCCAAAGGGACCACAGCCAACAGAUCGCAUUCCCCACCAGCAACAAUGGACGACAUGGUUGAGCUUACUCUGCAUCAUGGAGGCGCGAUGGAUAUGUCGGGGGGGGGGGGGUGUUCCACAGUACGUUUGGGGGGGGUUGUCGAUGUCGUCAAUGUGAAUCGUGAUGUCUUGUCCUACUUCGAAUUGACGAAGACUUUGAUUGAAGAUUUGGAAUAUAUUUCCGUCGAGAGGCUAUGGUACUUGACACCUGGGGAAAGUAUGGCGACAGGAUUGCAUGAAACUGUGUCGGAUGUGGAGGUUUUAACUGGGUUGCUGCCUUUGGUUGGAACUGGAGAUAUAAAGGUGCACUUUGAGGCAACAAGGGAUCUCGGAGAGCUAGGUUAUAUGGGAGACAAUUAUGGCCAUUUUCCUGAAGGGGAAGAUGCAUCUGGAGACAAUUCAGCUGCAACUGAGUUUGUUCGGCUAGACGAUGAUGAU